CAGGAUUUGAGAGAUAUCUUAAUGUUGCCUGGAGGUUCUAUAACUUGACCGUUUCGGCAUCGAUCAUGGCAGCAGAACGUCAAAUCGUGUGUGUUUUUACACUCAUCCUACACAAUGCUAAUGGUUUGGCCGAUGGAGAAAGAAUCAGUUCCAUUUGCACUCUUGAAGUACUGUCAAAUUCGGAGAAGUGGACCUUCAACGAUAACAUUAUAAUUCACACAAAACCUUUAAAGUUCCUGAAUAAGACGGCCUUCUUCAGAUUAGAACCAAUGAAUUCCACCGUUCUUCAAUCCGAGAUAAAGUCCAUCAAGAAGAUAAACUUCAAAGCAUGGCUACCGUAUUACAACCCAAAACUCACAGUGAUGUUAAGUGGAGAAAGUAGAUUAGCUUUCGGUACUAAUUUUGAAGCCACUUAUCUGAAAGUUCUUGCAGCUGGAAACAACUUCUAUCCUGGCAUUCAGCCAAAAUAUCUAAAUACCAUCAACAUGGGAGAUGCCGAAGCUAAUGCUACGAUCCUUUCCUUCCCAGAUCACUUUAUCAAUACAGGUUUGCUACUAUAACUCAGAAAAUACAACGGAUGAUGACAUCAUCGAAUUUGAGGCAGGUGUUGCUCUCUCGGAGAUGGCAGCUGUGGGUUCCCGUAACAACGUCAGUAUUAGCUUAUUAAUUAAUGGCACACAAGUCUGGAAUUUCACAUUAACACUGGUAGCAGCAGAAACAAUUUCAAAUGGGACCUGUGGAAUCAAAAUAGAGGACAAUCCAUUGGAAGACUUAUUUCCCUUUAGUCACGUGAUACUUACUCUGGAGAUAUGUAUCCCUGGUGGAAGAUCAGACACUUUGAAUUGUACAGUUUUUAUAGAAGAAACCUCGGCUCUCGGCCUGCAAAACGUGGUCCUUUCAAAGUCCAACGAGAAAAUUACUGAUAUAUCAAUCGAUUAUUCUCUAACGGAGAGUGGGGGAUUUAUAAAUCUGGACUAUCUCAGUUGGGAUGACAUUGGCAGCAACUCAUCUGUAAAAGUGGACCUAGCCAUUGCCCUCGAUCCUGAAAGAGUAAGGUUCUCUGAUGCUUACUCAGUGUCGAUCAGCAACAAAGGAAUGGGAACUAAGCGUGACGUACAUUUCAACAAGCCUGAAAUCUUAAAUGACGAAAACGGAAAAUUGUUAUCGACGAUUCAUCUAAUCCUGGACAAUAACAUCACCACUUGUCUUAGAUUACCGGUGAAUGGAGAGGUUCCACCAUUGCUCUGGAUGAAAAUGAACACUUCCUGGCUUGGCAUAACGCCAAAGGAAUAUAAAGUUACGUUCCGAGGUGUUGAUAUAACCUGUAAUUCUCACGGACGAAAAAGUCUUCUGGUAUCCUUUCCCACUGCAAGCUUACAGGAACCUCUCCAUGGAGACUCCGAGUUUUGUCAUUUGAUCCACGAAGACGACAUUUUCGAUGAGAACCUGAAGGAAUGUGAAUAUAAAUGUGAGUGUAAGGACAGCGUAGAAUGCGGGGAAUUGUUCGUAUCUAUGGCAAACCAGGAUAAGAUACCGCCAUGGGAGUUAUGUGAUGUAAGUGCUGUGAAUGUGUGACUCACCCAAACGUGAAACUACUGAAUUCUCACAGGGAAUCGGAUUUUCUUAACCAUACAAUAUAUUUCCUAAAUUUGUGUUGUAACUAAACAAAGUGCAGGUUAUAUAUGUUCGAUAUAGUACCACAGGACAUUGGCAUUAUUAAAUACCUGUAGAGUGGGGAUCGUACAUCGCAUGUAGGGUUUUAUUCAUUUUUUUAUUCUCAUCUAUAAUUUCUAAAAAGUGUUUUGCAAUACAUUUUACAUAUGACAUAAUGAAAAAACUAGAACUAACCAAGGAACAAUACAUACGACCAUCUUGCUAACACUUGAAUAAUACUAUUGUUAUUCAUCAUACAAUGUGUACAAACGCAACAUGCAUAAUUUGGUUAAUUUUGAAAGAUGUGGGGGAUCUUGGGUAAUCAAUAAUUGUGAACUUCGUGGGUGGUAAUCAGGUAUGAACGUUUUGGUUUAUAGCCAGAAUGUAUCACAUCCUGUCAGUGACUUUCUUAUUCAAUAAAUGUGUAACCACGAAACAAUAAGAAUUUAUCCCAUUUCUUCAUAUUCAAUAAAUGUGCAACCCCUAAAUUGUAAACAUUUCUCAAUAAGACUUGUGUGCGCUAUAAAUUUUUACGAACAUUUUCAUUUAACUUACAAUAUGUUUUUAGAUAUAAAAAGAAUCCAAAUCUGGAUUUCUUUUUUUAUAUAUAUAUUUAAAGCACACUAUAAGCAUAGGUAAAUUGUGCAACUUAUUUCUGUACUUUUUUACAUUAAAUGUGUGAUAGUGUCAAUCUCAUUAGUCCUAUGUAUUUAUUCGUUUUACUAUUGUUUGUUUAUCGUUUUGCUAAAUGGAAUCUUAAAACUCAGUUUACCGUAAAUUCUGUUGCGCAUCUGGAAUGAGUUGACUGAGUAAAGUUUUAUUCUGUUAUUUCAUUGGUUCUUGAUUUCAUUGGUCACUUCAUAUUUUUUUUAUCCAAUAAUAGUCUUUCAGUAUAAUUAUGCAUAAAUCUACCGCGUUUACCUAUGUAGUUGGAACGGUAAUACGUUUUGAUGAUUUCCAACCAGCUUACACCACCUCCAUCUUAUGGUCUAUCUAAUUAUAUGUGUCAUUACCACGAAAAGAUUUGAUAUGCGUAAUUAUUUUGAUUGCAAGUUUUCUACUCAAAGUCGUAAUGAUUAUAUCAGUCUGUUAGACUUUAAUUUAAAUUAUUUACAGAACACUUGUGCAUGUUUUCACAAAGUAACUUAUUACUUUUAUUUUCAUGUUUCUAUAUGUUUGUAAUACAAGUACCAUGUCUAUGACUUGUAUUUUGUCUGUUAUUAUAGGUCAAUGUUCCUUAUAUAUAAUACACUGAGAAACUCAACAUCUGGCUUUCUGUUCAGUUACAUAUAUUUACAUGUACCCAACAUUAUGAAAAUGUAAGAAUGUUUUAAUGUAUAACAUAACAUAUUUUGUAUACGGGAGAGGUUUUCUAAGUUGCUAGAACCCGUAACCAAUCCCUUUGUAUAUUUAUACAAUAAAAUAUGUUUGAAACGAAAUCGAUUGCGAUACAAAACUACUGUGCAUUCUCGUCCCCCCCCCCCCCCCCCCAUACACACACCCUUCCAGAAAGAUUCUGAAUAGUGAAUAUCAAUACAGGAAUAAUGCUUUUGAAAAGCAAAUGUUCAAUUUCAUUUUUAUGCCCCCGUAAUCGGAGAUUUGGGGCGCAUAUAUAGUUUUUGGUCCGUUCGUAUGUCUGUCAGUAAAAACUUGAACCUUCGCCAUUACUUUUGAAUGAAUGUUGACAGGGCUUUCACAUUUCACAUGUAUAUUCAUUGUGACAAAACCUUUCUGUACUUGCCAUUCCUCACUUUUGAAAUUUGACCUACUUUUGAAAAUCUGUAACCUUAGCCAUAACUUUUGAAUUGUUAGUAAAAAUACAUGAGGAUAUGAACUGAAAUUCUGUUUUUAUCGAAUAAAAAAAUCUGAGACCGGGACCGAAGACCGGGUUUUAGUCACGGGACCGAGACCGAAGACCGGGGCCGAGUUUUAGUCAGUACCGAGAAAUAUAAACUUCAUUUCAUUUCAUAUUACUGGACUCCCGGUAAGAUUUAUAUGUAAUUGUAUUGUCUCAUUCUAUUGAUAAGUUAUUAAUUUCAUUGGCGGCGUAACCUAACAUAUUGUGUUCUAUGUGUUGUCUAUGUAAUGUAUGUUUAAAUGUUCAAUGUAUAAAUGUCUGUUUAAAUGUUCAAUGUAUAAAUGUCUGUUUAAAUGUUGUGCGAGUGUUUUAUGUGUUGUGAGAGUUUGUGUUUUAAUUACAGGGUUUUCCUUACACGUGAGAACCCAGACCAACAA
Molecule: messenger RNA, 3888 nt
Organism: Ostrea edulis (European flat oyster)
Lineage: Eukaryota; Metazoa; Mollusca; Bivalvia; Ostreida; Ostreidae
Exons: 6
Coding region: 493-1575 (360 amino acids)
Source: RefSeq, a predicted model, not a curated record